This is a messenger RNA of Vitrella brassicaformis, 1677 nucleotides long. The record is from the annotation of a GenBank genome assembly. NCBI's taxonomy places the organism in Eukaryota, Vitrellaceae.
CAUGCCGCCUCCCUCCUCGACACGCGUGGUGCCGCUCCCCUCUCCUCAUGUGGUGCUCGGUGAGCAGCCGAUCAUCUGUCUGAAUGAAUCAGUGAGUGUCUGUCCGUCUGUCUGUCAGUGACUGGAGCCAGUGGUGGGAUCGGCAAUGCAGCUGCCGUCGCAUUCGCCGAGAAGGGCGACACAGUGGCCAUACACUACUCAGGUGAGCUGAGGGGUGCCAUCCAGAGGUCUGCCUGCAUUCAUCGAUGCGUUUGUAUUUCCCUUCUUGCAGGCAGUCAGGAAAAGGCUAAGCUGACGCUCGAUGCUGUCGUGAGGGCCGGUGGGAGCGGGGCGAUCUUCCAGGCCGACCUCUCGCGCGUCAGUGAAGUGCGCCGCCUAUAUGACGAGGUCAGAUGGCCUCUCUGCACAGCCGAAUGAGUGAUUGGCGCCAUCACUCCCUCUCCCUCUCCCCCUCCCUCUGUGUGUGUGUAGGUGUUCGCGCGGUUCGGUCGCCUCGACGUCGUGUUUGUACGAGCAUCCCGACACACGACCAUCCCGACACACACCACACCCACACCCAUGCGUUCUCCUUGCAGAACAACUCGGGCACUCUUGGCUUCGGGCCGAUUCAGGACACACCGGAAAAGGUCUAUGACAUGAUGAUGGACGUCAACGUCAAGGGUCAGCAAGCAGCCAGCCCACGCCUGAUAUUGUGAUAUUGAUUGUGAUUGUGUGUGUGUGUAGGUACAUUCUUCUCGAUGCAGGAGGCCAUCGAGCGCAUGGGUCACGGCGGGGUGAUAAUCAACAACAGCUCGGUACUUGGCCAGCACCCGCUGGCCAACCAGGCGUGUUACUGUGCAACCAAGGCGGCCGUCGUAGGCACACAAAUAUGCCAUUUGUCAGGCCGACCACUGCUGCCCUCCGUGUUUGUUUGUGUUUGGCAGAACAUGCUCACGAAGUGCGCCGCGAAGGAGGCGGGAGACAAGGGCAUCAGGGUGAAUGCCGUCGCACCGGUGAGUGAGAAGUGCACACACACCAAGGUGCCGGAUGGUCAGCCUAGUGUGUGUGUGUGUGUGUGUGUGUGUAGGGACCUGUGCUGCCUGGUGAGUGAGAAGCAGACACACACACGGAGGGGGGAGAGAAAGCGGGCGAUGCUCUUUCUGUGUGUGGUGUGUGCAGGCAUGUUCCCUGAAGUCAUGCGCUGCCAGAUGGAGGCCAUAUCGCCGUUCAAGAGGAUCGGCGAGGCGAGAGAGGUCGCAGCCCUCUGUGUGGCCCUCGCCAGCGAAGGCAUGGGCUGGGUGUCGGGGCAGGUCAUCAGUGUCGACGGGGCGGCUUUCUGCUGACUGACUGACUGACUGACUGGCCAUAUCGUCUGUGUGUGGCUUCUUCCUCUGGCAGCGUGUUGGUUCGGGUGAGAGAGAGAGAGUGGUCUGUCUGUCUGUCUGUUUGUCUGUCUGUGUGGUGUUGAUAUGUUUGGUGCACAGCACGCUGCUGCGAGUGGGUGUCUCCCAUUGUAGCUGACAGGGUGGGUGAGUGGCUCAGUCAGCAAUAAUUAAUUAGCUGGAUGGACCUGCCCUCUGCUCUGUGUGGGUAUUUUUCCAUCAAUCAUGAGCUGCAAUAAUGAGUGCACCUGAAUGAAACGACCAGCCAGACACGAACGAGCAUAAUCAUCGGAUUCACUUGUGGCUGGCACACGCG